AUGCAAAUAACUACGAAUUAUGAUAGUGAGCCAUUCUCACUGAUAAAUACUAAGAGACAAAUAUUCAGUGGGGAUUAGGAUGUUAAGAUGAAGCAAUAUUUUCAAAGAAGCCGGUCGAUAGAAGAGAUUGAUUAGAUGAUUGAUGAUUACGGCAAUAGUGCUAAGUACUGUUUACAUAAAAGUAAUAGGCCUUCGUCUUCUAAUUUGCGUAAGACGAAAAGCAACUAUAAGCCUCCAACUAUUAGUAUUCAAAAUAUCAUAACAAAUAAAAGGGAAACUUUUAUUUUUGAGAAUCUGAAUUUGGAAUAGAAGGAGCCAGGGUAUGAGUUGAUAAAAAUUGAAUAGUUUUAGUCCCGUUUGGAAGCAAGGAAGCUUGAAGAUCAUCAGGUUGGUUGCUAGAUUUAUAUAUUAACUGAAAACCAAAGCUGAAACAUUGAAGUUAAAAUUGAUGAAUCAUCACAUAUUUAAAUACAUUGAUGAUAAGGCAAGUGAUUUUAACGAAUUCAAAUCUGGAAAGGCAAUAGACGAUCAUUCCUUUAAGAAUAUAAUGUGUAGGAAUCUGAAGAAGAUGGAAGGAGCUUUUACAGUCCUUAGGGCAAUUUUGGAAUACUUAUUUAAUAAAAUAGGAGUUAUAUAUCCUGAGAGUACAUUCAAGAUCAUAUGGGAUUCCAUAGUCGUAUGUUUUAUAGUGAUCAACAUCUUCUUCAUCCCAAUGUCGUUGAGUUUUGAGUUGGAUAAAUCAAGCACUUUGGUUUGGCUAUUCUUUGAAACCAUUCCAAGUUACAUUUUCAUAGUUGAAAUAAUUCUCAAUUUUAAUACUGCAUAUUAUGGUCAUGGAGUAAUUCAUUCAACUAGAAAAGAGAUAUUUCAUCAUUACGUUUCUGAAAAUUUCUGGUGGGAUUUGAUGAUAUCCAUCCCCUAUGUACUGUCAUAACUGGACAUCCCCUAUAUUCAAUUUGUAUUGCUAUUAAGAAUAACAAGAGUUAAGUCAAUGGUUUAAAAUGUUGAGGAUAUGUUGAAUGCUAAGGAAUCAGUUUAGGCAGCAGUGGAAUUAUCUAAACUCAUUUAUUUUAUUAUCUUCGUUGCACAUAUGUGUAGUUGUGCUUGGCAUUUAUUGGGUAAAAUAGAAGUUGAUGUUUAUGGAGAUAAUAAUUCUUGGUUGAUCCAUUAUGGUUAUUAUGAUGAGCCUUGGCACACUCGAUAUAUAGUAAGUAUCUAUUGGAGUGUGAUAACAACAUUAACAGUUGGUUAUGGUGAUAUUGUUCCUCAGACUUCAAUUGAAUAAUUAUUUGUAGUUAUUAUUGCUAUGAUUAUUUGUGGUGUGUUUGGUUAUUCCAUAUCAACAAUUGGAGAGAUCCUUAAGAAUUUGGAAGAAAAGAAAGGCCAAUUCAAGUAACUCAUGAAGGAGGUCAAUUCUUACAUCAAGGAGAAGGAACUCAAUUUACAAUUAUCCUUAAAAGUCAGAAAAUACUUUGAAUUCUACUAUCAAACCUAACAAUCACAGAAACGCUCCUAUCAAACUCUACUCAAUAAUCUGAAUGAACAGUUGAAAUAGGAGAUUAUGAUAGAUCUUUACAAGAAGAUUCUCAUUUAAUCCAAAUUUAUAAAUGAUACCUUCAAUGAAACUUUGAUCAAUUAACUCUGUCAGAAGGUCCAAUAAGAAAACUUUGGACCUGGAGAUGACAUCAUUGAUCUUAAGAACAAAAGCGAAAAAAAACUCAUCUUUAUAUUAAAUGGACAGGUAGAUAGUUAUAUUCACAUCCAAGGAACUCAGAAAGAGACACAACAUCUUGCUUCUCAAGGCAAAUUAUCUCAUACUUAUAAGAAAGGAGAUAUUAUAGGGGAAUUUGAAUUCAUCACUAAUAAUGAUUAUUCUCUUUAAUAUAGGGCUGUCAAGUAUACACAAGUUGCGUUCAUCAGCAGAUAAGAUUUACUAGAGAUCAUCACUCAGGAUAAGGAACACCUUUACAAAUUCCAAAAGCACAUUGAUUCUCUAACAUAUUCUCAGAAACUAGGAAGAACUUGCGAAAUUUGCAAGUGGACUCACUUAUAUUAAAAGUAAUUAUGGAAUUGUUUUAUUUUCUAUAAAUUUUAGUUGUCCAUUUACAUUCUAUUAGCCAAAUAUUUGGAAAGUAGUUCGAUAAGCUUCUGCCUCUGUGAACAUCAAACGGUUCCCAUACGAACGUAAGUCUCGUUAAAGAUACAAAGCAAUUACAAACUCUUAGGUUACCAUCGCUACAAUCCUGGAUUUCAUGUUGAUCCAUAAUUUUAUACAAGAAGAGUAAGGUUAUUACAUUAACUUUAGUCUCCUCUGUAGCAAAACCUUAUAAAGAUUGGGUUUCAAUAACAACCACAGAAUUAGUUAGAAGGAGAUUCACGAGAUUAGUUCAGGCUCCUCUAAUACUUCAAGUAGCAGUGAAUCAAAAUCUGAUGAUCUCAAUAACAAUACAUCUGUGAAAAAUAAGAGAACCUCCCAAGAGUCACAGAAUGACAAACCCGAUAAGUUUGAACGUCUUAGGACCACUGUAAACAUGAAGGAUAGUACUCACAAUAACCUACUCAAACCAAUUUUAUAGAAAAUGAACUCCAUCGGUUAAUAACAGCAUGAAGAUUAGGGCAAUUAAAAUUCAACUCCUAAUAUUAAAUUGUUUCCUUACUUUUACAAGAAAAAGUCUUCCAUUUCCAACAUCAAAGCGAUGUCUAAGGUGGAAAUACCUGUUGGAGCCAAUGAGAUUGAAACCAAUAAGGAUACCUCAAGAUUAUAUUAAAUUAAAAAGGGGCCUGAAAAUUGCGAUGAAAUGGAUCUUAUGAUGCAAGAAGCUAAUGAAUUUUAUCCGGAAUUUAAUGUAUUCAAAGUUAUUGAGAUCUAUAAUAAGCAGAGAAUAAGAAAUUUGAGUUUUAGAAAAAAACGAUAGUUUCAUGAAAAAUUAAAAUCAAUUAGGUUAUAAAAACAAUUUAAUCUAAAAAUACUAUCGCCUCGUUCAUCCUAACAAAUUAUUUGA
This is a messenger RNA of Paramecium octaurelia, 3002 nucleotides long. The record is from the annotation of a GenBank genome assembly. NCBI's taxonomy places the organism in Eukaryota, Ciliophora, Oligohymenophorea, Peniculida, Parameciidae.